Molecule: messenger RNA, 2407 nt
Organism: Elaeis guineensis (African oil palm)
Lineage: Eukaryota; Viridiplantae; Streptophyta; Magnoliopsida; Arecales; Arecaceae
Product: pentatricopeptide repeat-containing protein ATP4, chloroplastic
Biological process (GO): positive regulation of translation
Cellular component (GO): chloroplast stroma
Molecular function (GO): protein binding; rRNA primary transcript binding; mRNA binding
Source: RefSeq, a predicted model, not a curated record
AUCUUUUCUGGCUCCCCAGGGGCUCUAAACCCUCUCCCCACACUUCUAACCAGAGGAGGAGGAGAGAGAAAGAAAGAUGGCAUUCCACCUCUCUUCCACCCCUCCCUCCUCUCAAUCCCCCACCUCCACUCCUUCCCCCCAACCCCCACAUCCCCUCUUCUCCUCCUCUGCCCAAAUUCUCCACCUGUCCUCCCCUUUCCUCUCUUCUUGGAAGCACAAAAACCCCAUCAAAACCCCUCUCCCCUCUCUCUCCUCCCCUCCGCCCAAACCCCUCCUUCCGCUUCAUACCCCUACUAAAGUCUCCCUUCAAGAUCCCUCUCCCCAGACCUCUCUGGACUCCGAUUCCCAAUCCCUGGACGGCCAGAAACCCAAAACCCCCUCCAAAAAUUCCAUUUGGAUCAACCCCAACAGCCCCCGCGCCGCCCGCCUCCGCCACCACUCCUCCGACUCACGCUACGCCCGCUUCGCCGCCCUCGCCGCCUCCCUCGACUCCUCCGACCCCACCGACGCCGCCGUCGCCGCCGCCAUCUCCGCCCUUGCCGACCGCCCCACCGAGCAGGACGCCGUCACCGUGCUCAACUGCAUGGAGAACUCCGCCAACGCCGUCCUCGCCCUCAGGUGGUUCCAGAACAACAUCAAGAUCAACAAAGAGGUGAUUUUGUACAAUGUGACGGUCAAAGUAUUGAGGAAGUCUAAAAAUUGGGAUGGGGUGGAGGCCCUCUGGAAGGAGAUGCUGGAGAGGGGUGUGAAGCCGGAUAACGUGACGUUUUCGACCAUUAUUAGCUGCGCCGGGUUCUGUAAUUUGCCGGAGAAAGCCGUGGAGUGGUUCGAGAAGAUGCCCGAGUUCGCAUGCAGCCCGGAUUAUGUCACGUAUUCGGCGAUGAUCGAUGCUUAUGGCCGAUCGGGCAAUAUCGAGAAGGCUCUUGGCCUGUAUGAUCGUGCCCGCCAGGAAAAGUGGCGUCUUGAUCCUGUUACGUUCGCGACGGUGAUCAGAGUUUACAGUCAUUCGGGGAAUUUUGAUGGUGCGCUUAAUGUGUAUGAGGAAAUGAAGGCGCUUGGUGUGAAGCCAAAUGUGGUCAUUUAUAACACGUUGUUGGAUGCCAUGGGCAGGGCCGGGAGGCCGUGGCAAGUGAAGACCAUCUUUAAAGAGAUGGAUAAGAAGGGGGUGGUGCCCAACAGGGCGACAUAUGCCGCUCUCCUAAGAUCAUAUUGCAAGGCUCGUUAUGCUGAGGAUGCGCUUAGUGUUUAUAGGCAGAUGAAGGAGAAAGGGAUGGAGAUGAAUGUGAUCUUGUAUAACAUGCUCAUGUCGAUGUGUGCUGAUAUUGGUUGUGUUGAUGAAGCUGCUGAGAUUUUUGCGGAGAUGAAGGGAUUGCCUGAUGACUGUAAGCCUGAUAGCUGGAGCUAUUCGGCUCUGAUUACUGCAUACUCUUGUAGUGGAAAAGUUUUGGAGGCAGAAGGCUUGUUAAAUGAGAUGUUGGAAGCUGGAUAUCAGCCAAAUAUCUUUGUGCUUACGUCAAUCAUCCAGUGUUAUGGGAAAGCUAGGCAGACUGAUGAUGUUGUGAGAAGUUUUGACAAGUUACUGGAAUUGAGGAUAACACCAGAUGACCGGUUUUGUGGUUGUCUUUUGAAUGUGCUGACUCAGACCCAGACAGAAGAAUUGGGGAAGGUGAUUAACUGUAUUGAGAGAGCUAAUGUCAAGUUGGGUUCUUUAGUGAAGCUACUAGUGGAUGAAGGAUCUGCCAAUGAGGCGGUGAAACAAGAAGCUGAAGAGCUCUUUGAGAACAUCAGUAAUGAAGUGAAGAAGGCUUACUGUAAUUGUUUGAUAGAUUUCUGUGUAAACCUCAAUCAAUCAGAAAAAGCUUGUGUGCUCCUGGAUAUGGCACUUCGGCUUGAGAUAUAUACAGAUCUACAGUCAAAAUCUCCUACACAGUGGUCUUUACAUGUGAGGGGUCUUUCUCUUGGAGCAGCGUUGACUGCUUUGCAUGUCUGGAUGAAUGAUUUGUCCAAGGCCUUAGAGAAUGGGGAGGAGUUGCCUCCACUACUAGGUAUUCAUACAGGGCAUGGGAAGCAUAAAUAUUCAGAAAAAGGGUUAGCAUCUGUGUUUGAAUCACACUUGAGAGAAUUGAAUGCACCAUUUCAUGAGGCACCAGAUAAGGUUGGAUGGUUUCUGACCACAAAAAUUGCUGCUAACUCAUGGUUGGAGUCGAGGAAUUUGUCAGAGUCAGUUUCUGCUUAGUUUGCACCAUGAGAUACCAGAAUUUUGUCUGUAAGCAACAUUUUUCUCUAUCCAAAUGAAAUAUCAUUUUGAUUUUCUGGCAUAUAUUCAGAGAUUUUGGUGCUUUAAAUUUUUGCUUGGGCACAUGUUGCUUGCUUACAGUCAGAUGUACAUAUCACUUGAUUCUUGUUC